AUGUCCGUCACCGAUACUGAUUUGCCGUCCGAUUGGCCCUGCGAGUGGAGUGAGGGCACUAUACCGUUUGUUUUUGACUUUUUCUCAGUAAAUCCAAAAAGACUGAGGAGUCUAGUGCGAAAAGGACAUGAGUUCUUGCAAAAACGGUCGUGUCUCACAUUUAUAGAACAUAAUCCAGUGUUGAUGGCCCAGCAGUUGAACACUACCUACCUUUACUACACUUACUCUGGAGUCCUGGAGAGCUGUUGCUUGCAUUACUACUUCAAACCUGUUGGACGAAGAAUGAUCCUUAUAACACCCACCUGCACUCUGCCCCCUGAAGUCGCCCACGUAACCCUGCACGGCAUGGGCCUGGACCACAGAAAAAGGGAACCCUUCCAAGAAUCACGUGUCAGGGCAGCUCUAUUCCCGACGUAUUGCAGUAAUAUAGAAGGGAAAGUAGAGAAUUUCGGUAAGCUUUAA
Ostrinia furnacalis (Asian corn borer) is the source of this 462-nucleotide messenger RNA. RefSeq lists its product as uncharacterized. Bases 1 to 462 code for a protein of 153 amino acids. Lineage: Eukaryota; Metazoa; Arthropoda; Insecta; Lepidoptera; Crambidae. The transcript has 4 exons. The record is from RefSeq and is a predicted model, not a curated record. Gene Ontology annotation, molecular function: metallopeptidase activity.